CAGCUAUUCACAUUCAUAUGUUGUAUCAGUAUAUAUAGUCCUGCCUGUUAUUACAGUAGCUGAUCAUCUUGCCUUACUUGCCCGGGUUCAAAAAUGGCGGAAUUUAAGCAUUUGGUAGUGGCUAAGUUCAAGGAUGGCGCGGUGGUGGAUGAUAUCCUCAAAGGCAUGGAGAAACUUGCUUCAGAAAUUGACACUGUCAAGUCCUUCGAAUGGGGCCAGGACGUCGAAAGCAUGGACAUGCUGAGACAAGGCUUCACACAUGCCUUCUUGAUGACAUUCAGCAGCAAAGAAGACUUCACUGCUUUCAUGAGCCAUCCAGACCAUCUCCAAUUCUCUGCUACUUUCUCCGGAGCCAUAGAGAAGGUCGUGCUACUUGAUUUCCCGGCUGUUCUUGCCAAAUCACGCUGAUAUGUCGGAGCUGUAUCCAUCACCAACAUAUAUAUUUAGAUGUUAUAUGUGUAUUAAUGGAGCCUAUUACGAAAAUAAUGCCUGAGAUCUGCUGUAUGUGAUUUUCGGGUGAGUAAUUUGUUUUGUUUCUCAUCUUGUUUGUUUGUUUUGUAACUUUUGUUUUGUUUUGUUGCAUUGACAUUGUAAUGUAUGUUUCUAAGUGACCAAUUUGAACUAAGUGACA
Molecule: messenger RNA, 631 nt
Organism: Daucus carota subsp. sativus
Lineage: Eukaryota; Viridiplantae; Streptophyta; Magnoliopsida; Apiales; Apiaceae
Product: stress-response A/B barrel domain-containing protein At5g22580
Exons: 2
Coding region: 94-408 (104 amino acids)
Source: RefSeq, a predicted model, not a curated record